UUGCAGUGUUGCUUGGACGGACUCACGCGUCUUUACGCUUGCUGACCGUUGUCACACUGGCUUCUACUAGAACAUAUCGCUGAAAACGGCGAGGUAACGGACGCUAAAUAUUAUGCGGUUCCCUUCAUUGCAUGGACAAAGUGCGCCGCAUGGUCGUCUAUAUAUUAAUUCGCGCGGAUCACUAGAGCGUAAUUCAUUGUCCGGAGGAAGUCUGCAUCGAUCCAUUACUUCCCGUUUUCAAUUUGGACGGAGGAUGUGCAAACGGCUUGGUCAAUUAUUACCAGCAGCGAUAGCUUGGUCGCUGAUUGUUAUCUGUACUCUAUGUUUCUACUAUUUCCUUGCACCAGCCGUUGCCGUUCGAUGGGGAUGGUAUGGAUGGGCGUUAUGCGGUGUUGAUCUCCUCCUAUUUCUUAUGGUGAUCUCGAAUUUGGUCAUGGCAAUGUGUAUGGAUCCGGGCAUCCAUCCCUACGGAUACGCUACAGAAGAAAUGAAUACGGACGAUUUCCGUUCACCUUUGUACAAAAAUGUUGAAAUUAAUGGUAUAACAGUACGGAUGAAAUGGUGCGUAACAUGUCAGUUCUAUCGACCACCUCGUUCAAGUCAUUGCUCUGUGUGCAACAGGUGCAUUGACACAUUUGACCAUCAUUGCCCCUGGGUUCACAAUUGCGUAGGAAGGCGAAAUUAUAGAUAUUUCUUCUUUUUUCUUUGUUUUCUGAGUCUACACAUGUUGUAUGUUGCCUCGGUAUGCCUUGGUUAUACUCUUGCACACAGGCAAGACAUCCUGAGUCGACCAAACCUCUGUUCUAUCGUGCUGUUAGCAUUAUGCGCCAUAUUAUCUGUACCUGUUAUCGGACUUACGAUCUUCCAUAUAGUUCUCGUCUCUCGUGGACGAACAACGAAUGAACAGGUAACCGGAAAAUUCCAAUCUGGCUAUAACCCGUUCACUGUCGGAUGCAUGGGUAACAUUCGACGAACACUUUGUGGAAGCCAAUUUCCUUCCUUCACAAAAUAUGAGGAAUCUGCUGCCAAACGAGGCCGUAAGAACCGAUCAGCCGUUGAAGAUGCGAAAGUCAAUGGAACGCUGAAAAAAGGAGAUACAGAAGAAGUUGACGAAACAACUGUUCUAUAUGUGCCGGAUAAGGAUGGAGUGAAGGAUGGGCAUAUUCGGCUAAAGCAGCUUCGUAUGCCCGAAACUCAGUCUGUUGGUACUUCAAUGUCAUUGGUUGGUGCUGAGCCUAAUGCACAACGAGAGCGAGAUGGAUCGACUUGUAAUCUUUUUGAAUCAGCUCAAGGAUCACCGCGGGUGAAUAGUCCCACAUCACCUGCAUCAGACGCAUAUAAGGCCAGCUUUGAAGAAGCUACUCGUGAUGCUAUAGCCUCACAGAAAUUAAACUCGGACGUAUCAAUAGCCGUGUCGCAAGUGCUGAACAGUGAUCGUUCGCGACCGCGAGGUUUUGCUGAUGCAGUGAGGAUUCACGACCAACUAAGUUCGCCGUCAAAGUCGGUGGCAUUGUAGUGUGCGUAUGCGCCUUAACUCGCUAAUCAUCGAAAAAUUCGUUGCCAGUGAGCUCCCCUUUACGGUCACAGAGUUACUUUGUACUGGCAGUUCUGUUCGGGUACGUAGCGUUUUUCUGCCUCUGGAAGGACUGUAUAUUGUGUGUGUAUUGCAGUUCUAUGAACAGUCAUAUUAGUAAUUCGCAACAGUCGCAAAGUAGGUGAUAUAGGUCUAUAAUAUAAUUUGUAUUUUUACGUGAUAAUUGUUGUAUGUCGUCCAUACUUUUCACCAUGUCUGAAAGCCUCUAGCUGUAAGCGAGCUUUUUCAUACGUGAAUCCUCCUCUAUCUGGAAACGAACGAGUCAGAAAUCUGUCUUACAUAUUUGUUUUGCUGCACCCUGUAUGUAUGCGCGAAUUUGCUUGUUAUAUUUAUUGAUAAUAAUCUAUAAAUUGACGUUCUUUCCAUGCCACUCUGCAAUUUUGUUACUAACCUCUUUGUACACGUUCACCGAUGUUUUUCCUCUCUUUAUGGUUGCUUAUGAAAAAUGUUUCUGAAGCUCUUUUUUUGAAGAGAUGUAUCUAUCAAUGAUUGACAUUUUCAUUUUCAUCUCCCAUCUUUGCGAAUUUCGCGCUCAAAUGAAGCUGAUCAACGUUUUGAGA
Cylicocyclus nassatus is the source of this 2154-nucleotide messenger RNA. Lineage: Eukaryota; Metazoa; Nematoda; Chromadorea; Rhabditida; Strongylidae. The record is from the annotation of a GenBank genome assembly.